Messenger RNA from Polyodon spathula (Mississippi paddlefish), 574 nucleotides. RefSeq names its product mitochondrial fission process protein 1-like. Gene Ontology annotation, cellular component: mitochondrion. The coding region runs from base 71 to 574 and encodes 167 amino acids. Gene Ontology annotation, biological process: mitochondrial fission. NCBI's taxonomy places the organism in Eukaryota, Metazoa, Chordata, Actinopteri, Acipenseriformes, Polyodontidae. The record is from RefSeq and is a predicted model, not a curated record. The transcript has 4 exons.
ACGAAGUGUCCAUCUGAGUGUUAGAGAGUUUCUGUACUAAUUCGCACAGGGGUCACUUUCUGGACUAAGCAUGGACUCGAACCCGGAGCACAGCAAGGAGGUUGAUAUCUACCGCGACACGUGGGUCCGCUUUUUUGGCUAUGCCAAUGAGGUGGGGGAGGCAUUCCGUGUCCUGGUGCCAGUCGGGAUGGUCUGGGCUAGUUACGGGGUCGCCACGGUAUACGUGACAGCAGACGCCAUGGACAAGGGCAAGAAAGCAGCUGCAGAACACGGAGACGGGACAGGGAAGACAGCUCGGGUGGCGGUGGCAAUGGUAGACACGUUCGUGUGGCAGGCCUUGGCCUCCGUGGUCAUCCCAGGCUUCACCAUCAACCGUGUGUGCGCCGCCUCUCUCUACAUGCUGGGACUCACCACGCGCUGGCCCCUCCCCGUCCUCAAGUGGACCACCACCGCCAUCGGCCUGACCACCAUCCCCUUCAUCAUCAAACCAAUUGACAGGUCUGUAGACUUCCUUCUGGACUCCAGCCUCCGGAAGGUGUAUGGCGGGGGCGGGAGUGGAAAGCACGAUUCCUGA